AAUUAGUGCUGCAGUCGGCAGGACUGACCGUGUGACCACCAGCAGCAGCUUUUGUCCGCUCUGAAGCCCCCCGCACUCUUUUUUUUUCUGUCAGCUUCUCCUUUUCAAACACCGAUGGCCGACGUGAGGAGAGAGGAAGAGGAGCAAGGAGAUGGUGUCCACGGAAGCCUAGCAGAUGCUCUGCGUUGCAGGCGGCCAAAGAUCACCGUCAUCUCAGCUGAAGCUGUGGAUGCUAACAGUUGGUUCUCAGCGUCGUCUGUGCUCUUCCCUUCCUCCCAUCCGGCAAGCUGGUCUGCUGGGAUCCAGGUCCACGCCCAGCCCCCACCGUCCUACGAGCAGGUGAUCAAAGAGAAGACCCAAGAGGAUCACAUCGUCCGGCCCACCGCAGCCCCCCGCUGCUCCUCCAGGACCAGCUCCAAGAACACCCAGGCUGGCCCAGCGAGGAGGAAGCAAUCUGACAGUCAAAAACCCCCAAAACCACCUAGACCAUCCCUCCCUACACCAGUGGUUAAAGAGCGGACUGGUAAAGCUGGUCCAUGGGAUUCAGAACGUGCUGAUGAGUGGACCAGAUCUGUCACUGUGCACUGGGACGGUCCUGCAGAAGCAACACACUUGAGACCGACCCCUGUUCCUCUUCCCCGCACAAAGUCCAGGAAGCACACAGAAGCUACAGAUCAGACUCUGGUCCAACUGGGUGAAGUGGACAAUGAGGUGGUGUCAGGUGCUGAUGCUGAGUCCUCCGGUAGAUAUUUGAAGGAGCUGCUGGAGGUCUUCAGUGAGGAGAACCCAGACGCACCGUCACUGGAGGAACCGGCUCACGGCGAGAUGAAUAGGAACCACAGUCAAGGAAGUAUCCAAGCUCAGAUCCAAGUCUUUGAGAGCCAGACCGGCCCCGAGGACGGGAACCUGGCGGAAUCCACCAAACCUCAACCUCUUCCCAGAAAGACCACCAAGCCACCGGUGUCCUCCAAACCCUCCACGCCUGUGAGGUCGCAGUUCGACCACAAGUCUGAUGAGGACAGUCACGAUGUUGCCAACGAACCCCUGAAUCCGUUAGCGGGACCCAAGCCGAUGCCACCCCAGAAACGGCUGGCCGGCAAGCCCGAGCAUGCAGAAUUAGAGACUUUACUGGCCAAGGGCGGUCCCCCGCACCAAUCACGGCCUGCGGUGCUGACCAGAGCCUACAGCAUCCAUGGUGAGGAGCGUACUUUACCUUUUCCCGUAAGAGCACCUGUGGCUCCAGUGAAGCCUCUCAAGGAACCACUGAAGGCCAACCUCAACAUCAACAACCACAACUCCACCUCCAUCUUGGACCGCCACUACGUGGACAGUCCUUCAGAUCCUACUCCUGUCAAACGGCACGGUGGGGAGCCUUCAUGCAGGCCAGGUGUGACAAGAAGACCAACCACCAUCAGGGUCCCCGGCCAAACAGUGUCAGAGAGCCUCCAGGGUAGUCCUCCUCCGCUUCCUGCCCAGAAUCCCGUCGGCUCCCUAAGUUCUACCAGCCUCCCAAAACAAAAGUCCAUCCCUGUACAGGGAUCUUUAGCACACAAGCCCACGCCAUCGCUGCCACACGGGGUGCAAAGUAUACCCAAAGCACACCCGCCUCCAGCCAAACCCAGACCAGGACGACCCCCGCCGCCCGGCAUCCAAUUGCCGGAGACGCCGCUCAAACCCCCAAGGAGAACACCCAACCUGCCCCCCAGGCCCAUCCCGGGCCACCGUCUCUACAACAAAUACGUCCUGCCGCUGCCUCACGCAAUCACCACCUCCCAGGUCAACACAGGACAGCUCUCCUUCCAGAAGAACCAAGUUGUUCUCCUGCUGGACGAGAUCAACCAGGACACGUUUGAGUGCCAAGUGGGAGACGCCAAAGGUCGCGUCCACAAGUCUCACUUGCGAGUCGUCACACCUCUCGGCCCCGACUCGGACGUGACGCCGUCACAGGAUGCGGCCACAAACGGCAGACCCGGAAACGUUCUGAAGGUUCAAGUCUUGCAUGACUUCACGCCAGAGGGUCCAGGAGAGCUGGCCGUGAAGGCGGGUGACAUCAUCAGCACGGUGGAGAGGGUGGACAGCGAUUGGUACAGAGGAACCUUUCAAGGAUCCACUGGUUUCUUCCCUGUAAACUUUGUCAAAGUGCUGUCGGAGACGGCCAGAUGCGUCCCCGAGAAGAAAGUGAAGGCAUCCUGUGUGAAAGUCAGUGGUCCAAGAUGCGUGGCCAGGUUUGACUUUGAGGGAGCAAACAGCAACGAGCUGACAUUCUCUGAGGGUGACGUGAUCCAGCUGAAGACCUACGUGGGCCAGGAGUGGGCCCAGGGACAGAUGGGCGUCCAUACCGGAAUAUUCCCCCUGAACUUUGUAGAGGUCAUUGAAGAUCUACCCCCGCCUACCACACAACGUGACGGGAUAGCACUGCCUUGUGAGACUUGGGCCCCAGCGGAGUGGGUGGUGGCCUUGUACGCCUUUGAUGCCAAGACCCCGGAGGAGCUGUCGUUCAAGCAAGGUGACCGCAUCCUGGUUCGCGAGCACUUCGAUGCCGAGUGGAGCCGCGGGACGCUGGAUGGCAGAGAAGGAAUCUUUCCUAAAGCCUUUGUGCAAACACACGCUGGUCCGAACAUGCUUGGUCAGCAUUCAGAAGGUUCUGGUGGAGUGAAGGGCCGGGCCAUGUAUGACUUCACAUCAGACUGUGACGAGGAGCUCUCAAUGAAGGCUGGAGAUGUUAUCAGCAAGCUGGAGACUUUUGAUGAUGAAUGGUUCCUUGGUGACUUGCGGGGGAAACGAGCCCUGGUACCCAAGAACUAUGUACAAGUCAUGUGAUAUGCAAUAAAGUGUAUCCAGUGACUACAUGAUGUUUAUUGUACAAGUCAUGUGAUGUGCAGUAUUUCAGUGCACUACGUAUUUCCUUUGCUAGUUGUUGAAUAAAAACGGCCAACUAA
This is a messenger RNA of Dunckerocampus dactyliophorus (ringed pipefish), 2939 nucleotides long. It is a transcript of the gene sh3d19, whose product is annotated as SH3 domain containing 19. Bases 115 to 2820 code for a protein of 901 amino acids. The transcript is spliced from 17 exons. Gene Ontology annotation, cellular component: ESCRT-0 complex. Gene Ontology annotation, biological process: protein transport to vacuole involved in ubiquitin-dependent protein catabolic process via the multivesicular body sorting pathway. Gene Ontology annotation, molecular function: protein binding. The record is from RefSeq and is a predicted model, not a curated record. NCBI's taxonomy places the organism in Eukaryota, Metazoa, Chordata, Actinopteri, Syngnathiformes, Syngnathidae.